AUGCAGAGCUAUUCGCUGUCAUCCGCGCCUCCGCCGGGCCACAAGAACUAUGUCUUUGUCGAUGAGCAUAACCGACAUAAGCGGCUCAAGGUGAUGAGAGCCUGUGAAGGAUGUCGCCGGCGGAAAAUCAAAUGCGACUCCGCCACAACCAACACCUGGCCGUGCGCCGCCUGUGUGCGGCUGAAACUCCAAUGCAUCCCUCCGGCAGGAGGACUCGAGGGCGAUUCAGGAGAUGUUGCGCCCGGAAGUGCUGUCGAAGAGACAGGCGGACCUCCAUCAUACUCGGCCGCAUCGAUCGCGCCUGGCCAGCAACUUGGUCAGAGCUAUGCGCCCACGGCGCCAACCUUCCAACUUAACCAAGGAGAUACAUAUUCUUACGACGCCUACGUUAGCAAUUACCAGAAGCCAUCGUUUCAGGUCACGGAAAAGCCCUACGACGGAUAUUAUUCGGAUUCUCAUCGGUUCCCCCGAACGCUGCAUGACCCCUAUCAGAAUACUACUCAAACGUAUGCGCAGGCCCAACACGAUGAGAAGCCUUUCAGACAAGAGCGCGCUGGGUCUUCCCCGAUCGACCAAUUCACCGCCGAAGAUCUUAUGGAACACCUUGGCCAGUUGAAGAUCGGCGAGAGCGGAGUGGCGCCCUAUAUUCGAUCGGAGAAAAGCAGCAAAGAGCUAGACCCCCCCAUUCAGGAACCCGACCCUGAGCCAAAGAUUGCGGCUGCCUUCAGUACCGAUGCGGGCUCUCAGAUAAGGAUUCCGCCAGCACUGAUGCCGUCGCAGGAGGAGGCGAUGCAGGCCUUUGAGACGUACUUCAACAACGUUCACCCGUAUGUUCCGGUGUUGAACAGGAGCCAUUUCUAUAAUCAGUGGCAUACCGAUCGAGGAUCGAUAUCUCCUCUUAUAUUGGAGGCCGUUUUCGCCAAUGCAGGUCGACUAUCUGACGACCCAGCUCAAGGCGCACAAUGGCUCGCUCUAGCCAACAAACAUGAGCCAUUCUUUCUGGACAGUCCAUCGCUGAGCAACCUCCAGGCCUUGUUGCUUCUGCUCAAAGCCCGGGAGAGCGCACCCAAAAGGGGAUACUAUUAUCGUUCAUGGAUGACUUGUAAAACGGCUAUUACGAUGGCGAAAGAUCUUGAAUUGCACGAACACUAUGAAAUACACUCGCUGGGACAGUCAUGUAGUUCCGAUCCCGUCGACUGCCUGACCAAGACUCGAAUCUGGCAGACUCUUCUGGUUUGUGAGACCAUGGUAGGAGGCCCGCAGGGGCGAACCGAUUUCGGCGUAGAUCCGAAUUCUGUUGAUAUCAGUGAAAAUCCGCCGUGUUCUGAGCUGGACGACUACGAAAGGUCGAUCUCGAGGCAAUUUGCAUACUUUGUCCGCAACGUCCGCAAUAUCCGUCUCAUCACGGAUGUCCACCGCAAAUUGCAGAGGAAGAAGGACUGGGCUCUGGACAAAGAAUUCGUGGCAUAUAACGCCUCCUUCCAGAAAUGGCCUGAUGAGCUCCCACCCGACUUGCAGCUGCCACUCCCUCCCACGGGUGCAACACCCAAUGUAACCUCGCAUUUUCUAGGAAACAUGCAUUCUCACUAUCAGCUGGGGAUCGUGAUGCUCCAUCGGCCACAGUUGUCAGCGUCUCAGUCGUUCGCUGCCGAUAGUCAGUGGAGAGAUCAUAUGAGUGUUUGUUACAACUCAGCUAAAAUACUUUGUCGACUGCAAGAAGGAAUCUUGGCCAAAUUCGAUCUGAUGGGAUUGCUUGUUAUGCAAAGAGGGAUCAAUUUCACCAUCUACGCCAUCUUAACCUGCAUCAUGAUUCAUUUGGUUGCGCUUUCUUCCCCGGAUCCAGAAUUCAAUUUCGAGGCAAAAGACUACUUUGUCCGACAAAUGAGGAUUCUCGAACGAUGUGUCUCUGCUUGGCCAAUGCCAGAAACAGAAGCUCAAAUCAAUGCGCUUCGAGCGGCAUUUUCAGCUGAUGUCAACAAACCCUUUGAACUCAAGGAGUCCUUCCCUCAUGGUACGCCCUCUGAACAUUCCCGACCAUCUCCUGUAUCUCCACCGUCCUUCGAAAGACAACAGCCACCGAUGCAACCACAGGGACAGAAGCUUGCCGAUCUUCAACAAACACAACAGACACAACCACAGCAGCAACAACAACAACCACAGCCUGGUUCUUACGUAUCUCAGCAUCUGAGCCAGAUGACACGCCAGACUCCGUACCUCGCCACCCCACCUGUCUCGGUCUAUACAGCCGAUUCAAAACCUCCGACACCCAUGUAUGCUCAGAACUAUGAACUGGAACAGACACCCUACUCAACCAUACCGAGUUCUGCGGGUGGAUAUUACCAGCAACCGACCUCGGCGACGGAAAUCCAGUGGAAUCCGACCCCGAUCAUGGACCAGUUCGAUACGGCGUUCGCCAUCCCUCCGUCUGCGUUGGCUCCCCCUCCAUCCUUGUACGGGGGCAGCGGUGCCUCACCUCCGGGGAACAUGCAUUCCAUGCAAGCGAGCUUCACCUCGACGAAUUCCCCCACCUACGGGACGACCUCACUGCCGAGUUAUACGCCACAACAGCAGCAACCGCAACAACACUACUUUGCCACACAGCAGCCGCAGUCAUACCAAGAUACGUCGCCGCCGAUGGUGUCCAACUCACAGCUCCCAAUGUCUGCGGGGACUGCAUAUGCCACAACUGGCGUGGGAGGGGCGCCAAUGCUCGUGACGCCUCAACAGUGGCAGCAGAGCGUAGCCAAUGUGAUUGACGCAGGCAGGUUAAAGAGGAGGUGGGAUUAUGCUCAGCAGUAG
This is a messenger RNA of Cladophialophora psammophila CBS 110553, 2799 nucleotides long. RefSeq lists its product as uncharacterized. The transcript has 3 exons. Gene Ontology annotation, molecular function: DNA-binding transcription factor activity, RNA polymerase II-specific; DNA binding; zinc ion binding. Lineage: Eukaryota; Fungi; Ascomycota; Eurotiomycetes; Chaetothyriales; Herpotrichiellaceae. The record is from RefSeq and is a predicted model, not a curated record. The coding region runs from base 1 to 2799 and encodes 932 amino acids. Gene Ontology annotation, biological process: DNA-templated transcription; regulation of DNA-templated transcription.